Messenger RNA from Neopsephotus bourkii (Bourke's parrot), 2038 nucleotides. It is a transcript of the gene DPYSL4, whose product is annotated as dihydropyrimidinase like 4. Lineage: Eukaryota; Metazoa; Chordata; Aves; Psittaciformes; Psittacidae. Gene Ontology annotation, molecular function: hydrolase activity, acting on carbon-nitrogen (but not peptide) bonds, in cyclic amides. The record is from RefSeq and is a predicted model, not a curated record. Gene Ontology annotation, cellular component: cytoplasm; cytosol. The transcript is spliced from 14 exons. The coding region runs from base 51 to 1991 and encodes 646 amino acids.
GCAGCGGCACCGGCUCCGUUCCCGCUCCCGUUGCCGGUCCCGCCGCAGCCAUGCCGGGCCGGGAGGCAGCGCUCCCCGCCUGCUUCGCGGGGCUGGGCACGGGCAGCCCGCGCCCGCGGCAGAAGCGCGGGGGGAUGUUCUGCAGCGUGGAGGACGCCUUCGACAACAAGACUCUGGACUUCGCCUCGCUCGGUGCCUCCGGACCCGGGACACCCUCGGCCAGGACCCGCCGCGACCUCGACCCCGGCCCCGGCCCCGGCCCCGCCGCGCCGGCCCCGGCGGAGCUGCCCGCCCGCUGCCCGCAGAGUGACCAACUUCUGAUCAAAGGAGGAAAAAUUGUCAACGAUGAUCAGUCAUUUUAUGCUGACAUCUAUGUGGAAGAUGGCUUAAUAAAACAGAUUGGGGAAAACCUGAUGGUUCCUGGUGAUGUGAAGACCAUCGAUGCCUAUGGCCAGCUGGUGCUGCCGGGGGGGAUAGACGUGCACACCCGGCUGCAGACACCCGUCAUGGGGCUCACCCCUGCCGAUGACUUCUACCAAGGGACGCGAGCGGCCCUGGCAGGAGGCACCACGAUGAUCAUUGACCACGUCUGCCCGGACGCUGGGACCGGCCUCGUGGCUGCCUACGAGCGGUGGCGCGGGAGCGCGGGGAGCCAGGCCUGCUGCGACUACUCGGUGCACAUGGACAUCCCGCGCUGGCACGAGAGCCUGCGCGAGGAGCUGGAGGCGCUCGUGAAGGACAAGGGUGUGAACUCCUUCCUGGUGUUUAUGGCCUACAAAGACAAACUUCAGUGCACCGAUGCCCAGAUGUACGAGAUAUUCUGCAUUAUCCGGGACCUGGGGGCCAUUGCCCAAGUGCACGCUGAAAACGGAGACAUCAUCGAUGAGGAGCAGAAGAGGCUGCUGGAACUGGGGAUCACGGGGCCGGAAGGGCACGUCCUCAGCCGCCCCGAGGAGGUGGAAGCGGAGGCAGUGUACCGGGCCAUUACCAUCGCCAAACAGGCCAACUGCCCCUUGUACGUCACCAAAGUCAUGAGCAAAGGGGCAGCGGAUGUCUUGGCUCAAGCAAAGAGGAAAGGCACGGUUGUCUAUGGAGAGCCCAUCACCGCCAGCCUGGGCACCGACGGCUCACACUACUGGAGUAAAAACUGGGCCAAAGCCGCAGCCUUUGUCACGUCUCCCCCCAUCAGCCCUGACCCCAGCACACCGGAGCAUCUCUCCUCACUCCUGUCCUGCGGGGACCUGCAGGUGGCCGGCAGCGCUCACUGCACCUUCAGCACUGCGCAGAAGGCUGUGGGGAAGGACAACUUCACCCUCAUCCCCGAGGGCACCAACGGCGUCGAGGAGCGGAUGUCCAUCAUCUGGGAGAAGUGUGUGGUCUCGGGGAAGAUGGACGAGAACGGGUUUGUAGCGGUGACCAGUACCAAUGCUGCCAAGAUCUUCAACUGCUACCCCCGGAAGGGGCGCAUCGCCCUGGGCGCUGACGCGGACUUGGUGCUGUGGAACCCCAAGGCCACGAGGAUCAUCUCAGCAAAAACCCACAACCUGAACGUGGAGUACAACAUAUUUGAAGGCACAGAGUGCCAUGGGGCUCCUACCGUGGUCAUAAGUCAGGGCAGAGUUGUUCUUGAGGAUGGGAACCUGUGUGUCACGCAGGGCUCAGGCCGCUUCAUCCCCAGAAAGACGUUCCCUGAUUUUGUUUAUAAAAGGAUAAAGGCAAGGAACAGGUUGGCUGAGAUCCACGGCGUCCCGCGCGGGCUCUAUGAUGGGCCGGUCCAUGAGGUCCUCACCAGCACCAGAGCCGUGGCCCCCACGUCAGCAGCCAGGAUGACACCGUGUGCGGGCAAAGCCCCAGCCCCUGCCGUGCGCAACCUGCACCAGUCGGGGUUCAGCCUCUCAGGGUCGCAGGCUGACGACCACAUCGCGCGCCGCACGGCUCAGAAGAUCAUGGCCCCGCCGGGGGGACGCUCCAACAUCACCUCCCUGUCCUGACGGGUGCUGGGGCCGCGCUCUCCCCCCCGUGCCACCACGCUGGGCGC